GCCAUGUUUUUUAAGGGAAGGGCACCCGAAGAAAGCUGACAACUCUUCCUCCGCCUGAUGCUCUCCUCCUGAACGGGUCUUAAGUUAUGGCGGCCUCGGCGCCGACGCCGCCCGCGACUGGAUUUCCAGCUGAGGGUAGAUGCAGUUACUACGUGGAAAAGAAGAAGCGGUUCUGCAGGAUGGUGGUGGCUGCAGGGAAAAGGUUCUGUGGUGAACACGCUGGAGCCGCGGAGGAAGAAGAUGCUCGCAAAAGAAUCCUGUGUCCUUUAGAUCCAAAACAUACAGUAUAUGAAGAUCAACUAGCAAAGCAUUUGAAAAAAUGUAACUCAAGAGAGAAGCCAAAACCUGAUUUCUUUAUUCAAGAUAUUAACGCAGGCUUAAAAGACGAAGUGGAAAUACCUGAACAAUUGGUUCCAAUUUCUUCUCUAUCUGAAGAGCAGUUGGAAAACUUAAUUAAGAAAUUGAGAAAAGCAAGCAAAGGUUUGAAUUCUACUCUUAAACAUCACAUUAUGUCCCAUCCAGCUUUACACGAUGCCCUUAAUGAUCCUAAAAAUGGUGAUUCUGCAACCAAGCACCUGAAACAGCAGGCUUCUAUUUUAGGUAACAUUGAAAAAUUAAAGCUACUUGGUCCAAGAAGAUGCUUCAUUGAGUUUGGAGCAGGAAAGGGAAAAUUGUCUCACUGGGUUGAUGUUGCCUUAAAAGAUGCUGAAAAAGUUCACUUCAUCUUAGUAGAAAAGGUGACCACAAGAUUCAAGGUAGAUGGUAAACACAGGAAGAAAAAUUCAGUGUUUGAAAGACUUCAAAUUGAUAUUCAACACUUGUGUUUGAACAAGAUUCCUGUGCUAAAAGAAAGAAAACUACCUGUGGUAGGAAUUGGAAAGCAUCUGUGUGGUGUGGCGACAGAUCUUGCAUUACGAUGUUUGGUUGAAACCUAUGCUGCCAGUUGUGAGGAAAGAAAUGAAGAACCUUUAGCCAAACGCGUAAAGAAUGAUAAAACAGAAAAAGAAAUUAACACUUUGGCCAAGGAAGGAAAUGAAAAAAAUGUCCCAGAGAAGUGGACCCCUGUGGCUGGCAUUGUUAUUGCACUCUGUUGUCACCACAGGUGUGAUUGGAGACAUUAUGUGGGCAAAGAGUAUUUCAGGGCUCUGGGCCUCGGAGCAGUGGAAUUCCACUAUUUCCAGCGCAUGAGUAGUUGGGCGACUUGUGGGAUGCGGAAAACAGCUCUGGAAGCCUCAGAUAGAACCAUGAAGAGGAAAGAUAGUCAGAACGAUGACCAUGAAGAACAUGAUGAUGGAGGAUACGGAAUCACAGAUGACAGCACUGACAGUUUGCCCGGGCUUCUUACUGUUGAAGAAAAGAAGAAAAUAGGGCAUCUUUGUAAAUUGCUCAUUGACCAAGGUCGAGUCCAGUAUUUGCAGCAGAAGGGAUUCAGUCCUGCCUUACAGUACUAUACAGACCCUCUGGUGUCUUUGGAAAAUGUAUUGCUUACUGCUUUACCAAAUCGUUCUUCACCUCCAGAAGCAACUGCUUAAUGGAAAAGAAAUUUGAAUGAUAUCUGUCUUCCACCAAAAAAAGAAGUUUUUAAUUAUAUUUUUAUAUUCACAAAAAUAUAAUUUAAAUAGCAGACUAUAUGAACGUUAAAAAAUGCUGUGGCCUCGUUAAACUUUUGGUAAUAGCUUUGUUUUUUACUUCAGAGGUCCAAACAUGAGAGAAUUCACCAAAUUCCCAAAGUAAUCCUCUUCAGCAGGGCAUCUUGAAUUAUAUUAUCCAUCAAUGUUUACAGAGAUUGGUAAAGUAGUUGAACAGUUGACUUGGUGAUCUGAAACACACAUAAUACAUCAACAUCAUAUUAAGUUUCUAUUUGUAUUAAUUAUGGAAAUUCAUUUUCUUUUGAUACUGUUCAGUAUUUUUUAUUUAUCAAGUUCAAAACGUGAUGAUUAAUUGUCAGUUUGUAACAAGGGCUAAUUGGAGAAUUUGGCUUAUGUGUGGAUUUUUUUCCCAUGCAGAUCUGGCAAGGACAGUUGUAAUAUACUCACAUGCAAACAAAUUCAGAGAUGUUCACAGUCCUUGAAAUCACCUUAAGGUUUCAAGAGCCAUACCUGUUUUAAUAUCAGAAUUUGUCCGUGACAAACACCAAAAUUGAGGAGAUGUUUUCAAAGAAAAAGAUUAUUUCACUUUUCACUUCAUUUUUUUGUUGGAUAAUUAUCUAGUUAGAACUUACAAAAAGAUACUUGUAAGCAUAAUUCACAAAUUAAGUUUGAAAUUUACAAAUAACUUUGAAAUUAAUUAUAUCUUUUAUCAGGUCAUCUUUUACAUAUAAGUACGAACAGCUUAUAUGUAAAGAGUAUUUCAGGGCUCUGGGCCUCGGAGCAGUGGAAUACGCCUUCAUACUUACGGCUUGGGAAAAUGUUAUGGAAUCAAGUGGAAAUUAGAUAAUGAAACCAAAAUUUUCUCACAUUUAGGCCUUAUUUAACUCAUGAGUGAUUUCUAUGCACAAGCAAAUAUUAAACCAAACACACAGUAGGACUGUUAUUCUCUUCCAUGUCUUAUCCGUGAUUUUUUCUGCCUGUAUUUGUAAAAAUUGUCUUAAUUGUUGAUACAUUUUCCAAAACAGAGAUCCAGAAUUACUGAUUUUAGAUAUUAUAAUGAUAAGUGCAGAUUACGUGCAUUGUUACAUAAGAGACUUGCCCAUUUUUCAUUCCUGACUUCAGUUUGAUCUCAUUACGUUUUGUCAAAUCGUCUAGGUCCAGAUUCCCACACUACUGCUGCUCAGUUAUGUGUCCGGAGGCAUGCUACUUAGUCUCUUUGUGCCUCAGUUUCCUCCUCUUGAAACGGGAGUGAGGGUAACAAUAACGCCUACCUCACAGCUGUUGUGAGCAUCAAAUGAGGUAACAUGAGUAAAAUGCACAGAGGAAGUAGUCAAUAAACAUUAGCUAGUCAUAGCAGUGGUAGGAAUUAAUGAAUCUAUUUUUAAUAUCAUAAGCAAGCUUUGAUUUUAUUAUCUCUUUAAGUUUGUUAAUGUUUUUGUCUCGUUACAAGUUUUAUGUCAAAUACUAUUAAGGUAGUUUUAUUACUUUUUUAAGUUAAUUACUUAUACCCCCCAAUCAAGAGAAUGUAAACGAAGAUAAUACAUCAUUCAAUAAUUAACCUUAUUUAUUUUGUCAGGCAAUGCUAUAAUAACGAUUUGUGUUAUAAAAUUUGUUUUGCAUCAUUCAACAAUUUGUGCCCAUAAAUAAAGUAUAUUCUACAACAGGA
This is a messenger RNA of Nycticebus coucang (slow loris), 3255 nucleotides long. RefSeq names its product tRNA methyltransferase 13 homolog (gene TRMT13). Bases 87 to 1532 code for a protein of 481 amino acids. Gene Ontology annotation, biological process: tRNA methylation. NCBI's taxonomy places the organism in Eukaryota, Metazoa, Chordata, Mammalia, Primates, Lorisidae. The record is from RefSeq and is a predicted model, not a curated record. The transcript has 11 exons.